GUCAAACGCCGCUGUGUCACACCUGCGGGCUCCGCCUCCACGCGGAAUAAAGCUCUACGCUCAUUGGCUCAGCUUGUUGUCCUUCCACGGAGAAUGCCGGCGUUCUGGCAAGCCAUUGGUUAGUGACAUGUCAAUCACGUUUGGUUCUGCGAUGUGAUUGGCUCGCCCCACCUCGUGCUCAGCAGCAGCUAGGCACAGAACGACAGCCAUUCCGUGUCAUCUCCUUCUCCUGACUGAUGCUGCCACUGUCUAAACCCUGUUGAACCGCAGGCUCCGUCGCGCGGCUGUCAUGGUGAUUUUAGCGGACGUCUGCGGAAACCUUGUCCUCCUCUAAGUCACUCUCUCGAGCCUCCACGGGCAGAGGCUCGGGAGCGACGGUGGUGGUGGUGGUGCGGCGCUGCCUCCCGUUUGAACAGCGGCAGGAGGAUGGCAUUGCCUCUGUGUGUGUGUGUGUUUGUGCUCGGUCUGUGGAGAUUUUAAUUAGCCGCUAACACACGCUUAGACAUUUACGACUGGCAAAACCGUGACGACCGAAGCACCGCGACGAUUAUGUAAAAGGAUUCAAGUUUGAAGAGCUAGGUGGCCAAUCGGGAGACAGCAAGGCUCACUGAGGAGGGAAGCCACCAGUGAGGCCAAGAGAUCUCCUUACCCCAUCCACACUGCUGCACACAUCCCUCCCCAUUAUCACUACCAUGUCUCUGCCCAGUGGCAGCCCAGAAAGAGAGGGCUCUGUCGGGGCUCUCUCUCAGCUCGAAUGCCCUUCUUCCCCAUCCGGAAUGGACCCAGACCCCUCAUCAACAGGCAGCCCAGUGCUCAGUCCAGAUUCAUCCUCCCAUGAUGCAUUAUUGUCUGCACCAGCAGCCUCCCCAGCAGACUCGGAGAACCUAAGUCCGGAUGAAUUGGAGCUGCUGGCCAAACUGGAGGAACAGAACAGGUUACUGGAGGCUGAUUCUAAAUCGAUGCGGUCGAUGAGUGGCUCGCGGCGCAACAGUGGCUCCUCACUGGUGUCCAGCUCCUCUGCUUCCUCCAACCUGUCACACCUGGAGGAGGACACCUGGAUCCUGUGGGGACGCAUUGUCAAUGAGUGGGAGGAGUGGAGACGCAAAAAGGACAAACUACUAAAGGAGUUGAUCAGGAAGGGCAUCCCCCAUCAUUUCCGGGCGAUUGUCUGGCAGCUGCUCGGCAACGCCACCGACAUGCCGGUAAAGAACCAGUAUUCUGAGCUCUUGAAGAUGUCCUCUCCCUGUGAGAAGCUCAUCCGCAGAGACAUCGCCCGCACCUACCCCGAGCACGAGUUUUUCAAAGGCCAGGACAGCCUGGGCCAGGAAGUCCUCUUUAACGUCAUGAAGGCAUAUUCUCUGGUGGAUCGAGAGGUGGGCUACUGCCAGGGCAGUGCCUUCAUCGUUGGCUUGCUGCUUAUGCAGAUGCCCGAGGAGGAGGCGUUCUGUGUGUUUGUGCGUCUGAUGCAGGAGUACCGUCUAAGGGAGCUGUUCAAACCCAGCAUGGCUGAACUGGGCCUCUGCAUCUACCAGUUUGAAUAUCUGCUCCAGGAGCAACUUCCAGAGUUGAACGUCCAUUUCCGGUCCCAGAGUUUCCACACAUCCAUGUACGCUUCCUCCUGGUUCCUCACCCUUUUCCUCACCUUCCUCCCCCUGCCCGUAGCCACUCGCAUCUUUGAUAUUUUCAUGUAUGAGGGUUUAGAGAUUAUCUUCCGUGUGGGCCUGGCCAUCCUGCAGUACAACCAGACUGACCUCAUUCAGCUGGACAUGGAAGGCAUGUCGCAGCAUUUCCAGAAGGUGAUCCCCCACCAGUUCGACAGCUGCCCCGACAAGCUGAUUCUCAGGGCCUAUCAGGUCAAAUACAACCCCAAGAGGAUGAAGAAGCUUGAGAAAGAGUACACAACCAUCAAAAACAAAGAAAUGGAGGAGCAGAUUGAGAUCAAGAGAUUACGCACAGAAAACAGGCUGCUGAAGCAGAGGAUUGAGACGCUGGAGAAGGAGAGUGCUGCUCUGGCAGACAGACUGAUUCAGGGUCAGGUGACGAGGGCACAGGAAGCAGAGGAGAACUACGUGAUCAAGCGGGAGCUGGCGGUGGUGAGGCAGCAGUGCAACUCAGCCAGCGAGAGCCUCGAGAAAGCGCAGGACACCAUCAGAGAGCUGCAGCAGCAGAGGUACACAGAACAGUUUGUGAGCAACCUCCAGACCCAGCUGGAGCAGUCCAGGCUGCGAGAGGCCGAGCUGCUCGGAGCGCUGAAGGAAAUGCAAGACAAGGUGCUCGACCUGGAGAAGAGGAGCAGCUGUCUGCCUGAUGAGAACAACGUGGCCGCUCUGCAGGAGGAGGUGAAGCAGAUGAAGCUGAGGGAGCUGGAGACGCUGAGCUCCUUCAGAGAGAUGCAGGACACGGUCACUGAGCUCAACCAGCGCUGGCAGCACCACAUGUCCCGUGGCAGCAGCACUGGUGGUGGGGGUGGCCACUGGAAGGAAUCCCCAAAGAAGAACGCCAUGAACGAACUGCAGGACAAACUGAUGACGGUCAGACUGAGGGAGGCUCAGGCCCAGGCUGAGCUCCGAGAGGUCAAACUGAAAUCCCUGCAGCUGGAGAGCCAGAACCAGAUCCACAGCAAGCACAUCGGUCGCAAUGAGCAGGAACGCUCGGCGCUACAGGACCGGCUCCAGAUGCUGACCAAUCAAAAUAAAGCUCUCCAGGCCCAACUUAACGAGAUGAAAAGGAAGCAGGCUGAGUCCGACUGCAAGAGUAAAGAAGAGGUGAUGGCGGUGCGACUAAGGGAAGCAGACAGUAUUGCUGCCAUAGCAGAACUCAGACAGAAGAUUGCUGAACUCGAGAUACAGAAGGAGGCAGGGCUGAUCCAGGGCCAGCUGAACCACUCGGAUUCCAAACAGUACAUAACCCAGCUCCGGGACCAGAUUGCUGAGCUUAAGAAUGAGAUCCGGCAGUUUCGAGGGCAGAAGAUGGCCUCCAGCGGAGGCCUGAGCACCAACUACCCGGAUCUCUGCCUGGCGAGCCCGGCUUCUGCUGAGGGGGACUACCUGAGCUCGGACGAGGACCUUCUCCCCAGCCCGCUGCCUCCCAGCGCCCUCUACCCCACCCUGUCCAGCCAGUGUCACCCGUCUGCCCGCCUCGAUAGUGAGGGCAGCACAGACAGCGAGGAGACAGAGGAGCGCAUGCAGACACACCCAGACCCGCAGCAGCUGUACGGCAGCAUGGUGUGUGCAGAGGGACUGGAUAACUGAGAUGUGGAUGAGGGGGGGAGGGGGGGGUGAAGACUUUUUUGACCUAAAGAGACAGGACUGGACGGCUACUGUAAACUGGGACUGUGUCAUCAACAGUGGACAGUCCUCCACCUCAGCUUUUCCAGUAUUUAUCUUUUACUUGAUGCAGAUAUCAUGGCAUUGAUUGGACCUCUUUUGGUCAUCACUACAUGUAGUCUCUGCUCCUGUUACUCCCCUCCCCCACCUUGUCUCCCCCCCCCAGGUCACUGUCAGAGAGCUAUUAUAGAGCCUGUCUUCUUCUUCACAUGUGUAUCGCCGCAAAAUAAAUUCUGUCAACACACGCGUAUCCACCCAAACCCCCAAACACGCUCGAACAAACUGAGCGUGGACAAGCAAGACUGUGGCUGCUCGCUGCUUGAGAUCAAACACUGGACCUGAUUCUGUGACCAUAACCAGGGAUAAAACAUGGGCAGACAGACAGACAGACAGGCAGACAGACAGAUAGGACUCUGCCCUUUGCCUGUAAACUGGCCCACUGUAUGCUCCAUCCACCCUUUACAGAAAAAAAAGUCUCUGCUCUGAUUGGUUCACAGUUAAACAAUUUUUUUUAUUUUCCCUUUUAAUGGCAUCCUUCAAGAAGACACCGUUUGAUCAUCACUGCCUUCACAAAACAAAACGUCCACUUAAAGACUUCCAUUGUCACUCACAGGAGAAAUUUCAUGAUUUCAGGGUUUCAAAAGGGGGAGGUACAAUGUAGGAACAUGUAGACAUCCGACUGUAGGGUUAUCUAUCACCAGGUGGCAUUUAAAGUCGUAUUCACACCUAAUAGUCUCCGCUAGACUCGGUACGAUUGGGGGGUUGCAACAUUCAGCCGGUCCGAGUUUGCUUUCACACUGCACUUUAGUCAAACCAACCGAACCUUUUUAAUAAUGUAUUCCCCUCCUCGCCUGGGGCGGCGCUGCAUCAAGACAAAAAAUGAACAAGAAAACUCCUGUUGGUUCCUCCACAUCAGAGCAAAACAUGGAUCUGCAUCAAAUCCUAUCGUUUUAUGAGAACAUACGACACAUGUACGCUGCGACAAUGGGCUCAGCCAUUUCUCCCGCCUGUCGUUCUACUCGUGCGUAUGUUCCUGUUGUGUUUACCCACAACGCCCUGCGUUGUAGUCCACUUCCUGCAUUUGUUUCGCAUUCACACCUACCCAAGCGAUGCGGACUGUCCGAGCAAACGAAUUAGGAUUGGAAUUAGAAGGGCUGGUGUGAAUACGACUUAACACGUCAACAUACUAAAUGUGUGUGUUGUGUGUGUGUGUGUGUGUGUGUGUGUGUUGUGUGUGUUGUAUGUUUCGCCGACAUCAAGAAGGCAAGCAUCGAAAUGAAGAAGCUCAUACUCUCACCCUAAUCCACAAAAUAGGCAGGAAGAUACCCAAUGUUGCCAAAUCUUUUGCUUUUUAAAUUAUUUAUGUUGUAAUUUAUUUUGAUAUGUUUAAAAAAAAAAAAAAAAAGAAAGAAAAAUUAAUAUAUCUAUAUGAAACUUGUUGGAGCGUAGAAAUACAGACAGAGGCCAAACUUUCUACAGCGUCCUUUGUGCCAACGUCCGAUCUGUUACAGAGUUACCGCGAGUGUUUCAGGGAUGGAAGAAAAAGAAAAAUGCUGCUAUGAUUUUUAGAAUUUCUUCUUUUAAUCUUUGUGAGCAGUUGAACAUGAUUUCUCCCCAAUUUAUUGCCAAACUGUGUGGUUUCCUUGAAAACAGUAACUAUCUUUCAGUAUGAAUGUGUGAGUGUGUGAGUCAUGAGAUGUUUUGGGGAGAAAGUUUAUUCACUGAUUGUCUGAGAGUUAGAAGAACAACAGGGCUACUGGACUGCCUCAUUUACUUUUUGGGGACUUCCUGUGCACAGUAAAGUAAAUUCAAAUGAACGACGCCGACUGCUUGAUUACAUUUUUAAGUAAAAAUCUGCUACAAUCUUUUCAAGACUUUCAUCACCAGUGAGCUCCGGUGAUGUGCGUUGAUGCAUGGUUUUUUUAAAGGCUGAGCGUUUAAAAAAUAAAAAUAAAAAAUCCCCCUGCUUAUUUACAGACAUGAAUAAGCAUAAUUCCCCCAAAAUGUCAGCCUCUUCCUUUUGGUUGCAAAUGUCCCAUACGAGCAAAGAGCAGAUAACAGUACUAAUCUGGAAUCAGCAGUUCAUGAAUGCUCAUGUCACUACUGUUUAAAAUGGCAACAUGUGGGACUGGAGAGUAUGUGUGUGUGUGUGUGUGUGGGGUUGGAAAAUAUUUUACAUAUCAAACAUUGGUAUAUACUGUGUAGGGGAAAGGGUGUGUAAUGUGUAGAGAGAUAUGAAAUACAGUAUAUGGUGUGACUGGCAAUAUUUGUCAGUUCCUACUGCAGAUGAUGAGGAGUGUGUUGUUUCCUCGGACAGGGUGUUAAGACCUGUGUGUGUAUUUAUAGAUUUGACGGAAGGAUCCACUCUUCAGAAGGGCCUUGAUGUGAUAGAUCGAUAAUACCUGGAAUGCAGUAUUGACUACCCUUUUUUUAUUUUGUCCUGUAGCAAUUUUAACAAAACAAAAAUAUUGACAUCACACAUGAUCAUUAAAUUCUUCAGCUUACACUGGCCUCGUCGCCUUCUUGCAGUCAAACACAUUAAUUCAGUGUACCUUCACUCAUCAAACACGUGUACACACACACACACACACACACACACACACGCACACACACGCAAGUAUUAAACCCCAUCUUUCUCGUCUUCUUCUUCUGUAGAGAAUGAAAUACAUCCCUGCACGCGACUUCCUGAUAGACAGCCAAUCAUAAGCGCUGUUAAAUCUCUGUCGUACAGUAUCCUGCAUGCUUAUUGGCUCCCUGACGCUGAUGAGAUUAACUCCUCAUCAUAGUGAGUGACAACACGUUUUCUGCCUUAGGUGAUGUGUCAGGGAAAGUGUGAUCAUCCAGCAGAUUCCACAUUAGUACUUAGAACUGAUAAUUGAAACAUUUUACCGUCCUGACUUCGUAUUUGCUUCGUUAUUAAGAUUUCCUCGAUAUUUUCUAAGGCCUACACUAUAUGUUUCGCAUUUCUGGCCAUACAAUGGUUUUAUUAUUUAUUACUCCCUUUGAUGGAAUUAUUCAUCAGUGGAUGGUAGCAAGUGAAAUCUCUUCAGUGGAAUCAGUGUUUGGAUAAUUCUCACACCAUAUCAUGACACAUCUUCUACAAUUUCAUAUCCAUUCAGUUAUUAGAAUGAUGAAAAUUAUGUUUCUCCAACUCGUAAGUUUUGUAAUUUCCCCUCAUGAAAGUCCAUGUCUUUUAUGCAAAGACAGAAAACGGUAGCAAGGUUUCUGAUCCGGGAUGUUGUGUGUCAACAGAAAUAUCACGACUUGCCAUAUUUGAGCCACAUUUGGAUGGAAGACGAACUUUCAGUUGACCCUUUUUUUCUACUUCGAGGUGAGGAAAUCGUCCUCCAGUUGUUUUUGCAACAUUUAUUUUCCACAAACUGCUCUUCAUCGGUUGCAUUUGGGACAAGUGAUGAUGAUGUUUCAGGCUUAUGUGCGGGAUUUGUUUCACUGUUAAAAUGUAUCGUGUCAGUCAUUACAGGUUUUUGACAGUUUGACCACAGAAGCAGUGCUGAGGAUGAUUUAGGGCUCGGUGACCUUCUCCAACACAUCAGUACACUGCUGUUCAGUGAUGGUGCUCAGUUCUCACCACUGUCGACACACAACGUUAUCUACUGUGACUAAACAUUUUUGAUAUGGUUGUAAAUUUUUGGUUUUUUUAUAUUAUUUUUUUUUUUUUAUAAUUACUAUUGGUAUUUCUUUUGUGUUUGUUUUCUCCUAACAGUAUCACAUACGAUGAUGAGAUCAUGUAAUGUGCCAUAAAAGCUAAAAAUGACUUCAUGUAUAUUUAACAGUCGCAUUUAUCAGCCACUUUCAGCCCUUAAUUGAAAAGAUGCGUGCUACUACACGUCAGAAGGGACGUGUAAGAGAAAAGCAGCAUCUAACAGACGGUUGGAUGUCGCUCCAGAUCUAUCAUGUUGAUACUGCAACACCCUCCACAUGUUCUCCCCGGCUGAAAGCUGCAGGAAAUAAAAACAAGUGAGUUUUUGCUCACAGACAGUUCUCACCUUGGUCAUCCACUGUAUACUUGACGGCUGUUUGAUAUCCACAGUGUCAUACCAACGUCAUCCACACCCCCACACACACACCCUCUGCAGUUCAGCUGAUGUUGUUGUCAAAUAUAUUAAAUGACAGUAAAUAAUAUAAAUUCCUGUAUGACGGAGGAAAAAAUACCUUUCCGUGUUCUGUAUCCAAUGAAUGAUACAAAAUAAACUUUGACAUUGCAUCUUUGCAAA
Solea solea (common sole) is the source of this 7561-nucleotide messenger RNA. RefSeq names its product ecotropic viral integration site 5 like (gene evi5l). The transcript has 20 exons. Bases 693 to 3251 code for a protein of 852 amino acids. Lineage: Eukaryota; Metazoa; Chordata; Actinopteri; Pleuronectiformes; Soleidae. The record is from RefSeq and is a predicted model, not a curated record.